Molecule: messenger RNA, 1487 nt
Organism: Gastrolobium bilobum
Lineage: Eukaryota; Viridiplantae; Streptophyta; Magnoliopsida; Fabales; Fabaceae
Product: protein HAIKU1-like
Exons: 1
Coding region: 302-1264 (320 amino acids)
Source: RefSeq, a predicted model, not a curated record
AAAAAGGGUAUGUUUUUUGCUUCUUUCCUCUGCUCUGAUGUUGAUUCGGGUGCUGUUGCUAUGAUCAAUGAUCACGGCCCACUUUGAGAUUCUAACUAGAUAGUUUUUGUGUUCAUUGCAAAGUUUAGAAUUUGUUUGACUUCGUGAUGUAAUGUUUGAAUUCUCGGAGUUCUGUGUGUAAUUUAGGUUGAUUUGUGACUUAUGGUGUUUCUGUUUGGGUUUUGAAGCUCUGGGGUGUCCUUGUAAUAGCUUCUAGUUGGAAUAAGUGCGGAUUUUGAGUUUGUACUUUUUUAACAAAAAAAUGGAUAACUCCAAAAACAGGCAGAAUGAGAAUUUGGGUGUGAACAAAAUUGGAAAAAACAUUAGAAAGAGCCCUUUGCAUCAACCCAAUUUUGGUAAUAAUGCUACUAGUGGUAGACAGCAACAACCUCCUCAGGUUUACAACAUAAGCAAGAAUGAAUUCAGGGAUGUUGUUCAACAGCUUACUGGGUCUCCCUCUCUCUCGCAGGAUCCUCCACCUAGACCACCUCAUAAUUCCCCAAAACCACAGAGUGUGCGGUUGCAGAAGAUUAGACCUCCCCCUUUACCCCAUGUAAGGCCACCAGUGCCUACCCCUGCUUCGGCCCCUCCACCAGUUCCUUACAAUGGUACCUUACAUAGACCUGCUCAGUUUAGACAACCAUCUUCCAAUCCUUUGCAUCCGGGGGAGAUGACAUGGGCUAAUACAGCUGAGUCACCCAUCUCUGCAUACAUGAGAUACCUUCAAAAUUCAAUGAUGGAUCCAGGGUCAAGGGGUAACCAAGUUCAGCCUCAACCACAGCCACACCCUCCACAACCAUUUGUACCGGGCAAUGUUCUGCCUUAUCCACCUUCAUCUGGUUUACUUCCUAAUCCUCGCAUGCCUAUGUUGCCCUCUCCAAGAUUCAAUGGUCCCAUUGCACCUACGAAUGCUACUAACCCACCAGUGCCUAGUAUUCCUUCCCCACAAACAAAUGGCCCUCCUAUUUUACCUUCUCCAACUUCCCAAUUCCUCUUGCCUUCGCCGACUGGUUACAUGAAUUUCCUAUCCCCUCGGUCACCAUAUCCGUUACUUUCACCUGGAGUUCAGUUUCCAUCCCCCUUUACCCCCAAUUUCCCUUUCUCGCCCUUUGCACAAUCAGGGAUUUUAGGACCUGGACCUCAACCUCCGCUCUCUCCAGGCCUGUUCCCAUAUUCUCCGUCAGGGUUUUUUCCCAUCACAAGUCCUAGGUGGAGAGAUCAAUAGCUUUCUCAUUUUGGGCUACAUGCUUCGAUGGGGGUGCUCCCUUCUAACUGAACUGAUCUUAGUUCUUAGAAGAGCUUUGUUUGUUGGCAUGUAAAAUACAUUCCAGUUGUAAGAUGUCUUUUUCGCUGGUGGUAGUCUUCAUUUCUCAUUCCCUUGUUUCUCUUUUGUUGAUGACCACAAUGGCUACAAUCCUUUUACUUUGAAGAUCAGAAACUCAAUUGGA